This is a messenger RNA of Myotis daubentonii (Daubenton's bat), 9608 nucleotides long. RefSeq names its product integrin subunit alpha 1 (gene ITGA1). Gene Ontology annotation, biological process: cell adhesion mediated by integrin; integrin-mediated signaling pathway; cell-matrix adhesion. Lineage: Eukaryota; Metazoa; Chordata; Mammalia; Chiroptera; Vespertilionidae. Gene Ontology annotation, cellular component: integrin complex; external side of plasma membrane. The record is from RefSeq and is a predicted model, not a curated record. Gene Ontology annotation, molecular function: integrin binding.
GGCGGAGGGGCCCCGCGCGCGGCUCCCGCCCCCGGUCCGGCGGCUCCACCCGGCGACCCGCGGCCGCUCCGGCCAUGGCCCCCCGGCGCCCCGCCCGCCCCGGGCUCGCCGUCACCGGCUGCUGGCUCCUCACCGUUGUGCUCCCCCUCUGCGUGGCCUUCAACGUGGACGUGAAGAAUUCGCUGACCUUCAGCGGCCCCGUGGAGGACCUGUUCGGCUACACCGUGCAGCAGUACGAAAACGAGGAGGGCAAAUGGGUGCUCAUCGGCUCCCCGCUGGUUGGCCAGCCCAAGAACAGGACGGGCGACGUCUACAAGUGUCCCGUGGGGAGGGGAGAGGCACUGCCCUGCAUAAAGUUGGAUCUUCCAGUCAACACAUCGAUUCCCAACGUCACGGAGGUGAAGGAGAACAUGACCUUCGGAGCCACGUUAGUCACCAACCCGAAGGGGGGCUUCCUGGCAUGCGGGCCCCUCUACGCCUACCGAUGUGGCCACCUGCACUACACGACCGGCAUCUGCUCUGACGUCAGCCCCGCGUUCCAGGUGGUGAACUCCAUCGCCCCCGUGCAAGAGUGCGGCACGCAGCUGGACAUCGUCAUCGUGCUGGACGGCUCCAACAGCAUCUACCCCUGGGACAGCGUCACCGCCUUCCUCAACAACCUGCUGGAGCGCAUGGACAUCGGCCCCAAGCAGACGCAGGUCGGGAUCGUGCAGUACGGAGAGAACGUGACCCACGAGUUCAACCUCAACACCUACUCCUCCACGGAGGACGUGCUCCUCGCUGCCAACAAAAUCGUCCAGAGAGGCGGCCGCCAGACUAUGACCGCCCUCGGGAUCGACACAGCCAGGAAGGAGGCUUUCAUGGAGGCCCGGGGCGCCCGCAGGGGCGUCAAGAAAGUCAUGGUGAUCGUGACGGACGGGGAGUCCCACGACAACCACCGGCUGCCCCAGGUCAUCCAGGACUGCGAGGGGGACGGCAUCCAGCGGUUCUCCAUCGCGAUCCUCGGCAGCUACAACCGCGGGAACCUGAGCACCGAGAAGUUCGUGGAGGAGAUCAGGUCCAUUGCCAGCGCGCCCACCGAGAAGCACUUCUUCAACGUGUCGGACGAGCUGGCCCUGGUCACCAUCGUGGAGGCGCUGGGAGAGAGGAUCUUCGCCCUGGAAGCCACCGCCGACCAGGCCGCGGCCUCCUUUGAGAUGGAAAUGUCGCAGACCGGCUUCAGCGCGCACUACUCCCAGGACUGGGUCAUGCUCGGAGCCGUCGGCGCCUACGACUGGAACGGGACGGUCGUCAUGCAGAAGGGGAAUCAGAUCAUCAUCCCCCAAAACACCACCUUCAAUGUGAAGUCUUCCAAAAAGAAUGAGCCCCUGGCCUCCUACUUAGGCUAUGCGGUGAACUCGGCCACCGUCCCUGGGGGAGACGUGCUGUACAUCGCGGGCCAGCCCCGCUACAACCACACCGGGCAGGUCAUCGUCUACAGGAUGGAGGGCGGGGACGUCAGGAUCCUGCAGGCGCUCCGGGGAGAGCAGAUCGGCUCCUACUUCGGCAGCGUGUUGACCACCGUGGACGUCGACAAAGAUUCCCACACGGACCUGCUCCUGGUCGGGGCGCCCAUGUUCAUGGGGGCCGAGAAGGAGGAGCAGGGGAAGGUGUACGUGUACGCCCUGAACCAGACGAGGUUUGAGUAUCAGAUGAGCCUGGAGCCCGUGGCGCAGACCUGCUGCUCGUCCCUGAAGCACGCCGCGUGCACCAAGAAGAACAAGAAUGAGCCGUGCGGGGCCCGCUUCGGCACGGCCAUCGCGGCCGUGAGGGACCUCAACCUGGACGGCUUCAACGACGUGGUGAUCGGGGCGCCCCUGGAGGACGACCACGGGGGCGCCGUGUACAUCUUCCACGGGCGCGGCCGGUCGCUGCGGAAGCAGCACGCGCAGCGCAUCCCGUCCGGUGGAGACGGCCAGACCCUGAAGUUCUUCGGCCAGUCCAUCCACGGGGAGAUGGACCUGAACGGCGACGGCCUCACCGACGUGACCAUCGGCGGCCUGGGCGGCGCCGCCCUCUUCUGGGCCCGAGAUGUGGCUGUGGUUAAAGUGACCAUGAACUUUGAACCGAAUAAAGUGAAUAUUCAGAAGAAGAACUGCCGCAUGGAGGGGAAGGAAACCGUGUGCAUCAACGCGACCGUGUGCUUCCAUGUGAAACUGAAGUCCAAGGAAGACGCGGUCUACGAGGCUGACCUGCAGUACCGCGUCACCCUGGACUCGCUGAGGCAGAUCUCACGCAGUUUCUUCUCCGGGACCCAGGAGAGGAGGGCCCAGAGGAAUAUCACCGUGCGCGAGUCAAAGUGCGCCCAGCACUUCUUCUACAUGUUGGACAAGCAUGACUUUCGGGACUCUGUGAGAAUAACCCUGGACUUCAAUCUUUCCGAUCCGGAAAACGGGCCCAUUCUUGAUGAUUCUCUGCCAAACUCAGUACAUGAAUCUAUCCCCUUCGCCAAGGACUGUGGGAACAAGGACAAGUGCAUCUCGGACGUCGCCCUGGACGUGUCCACGCUGGAGAAGGACCUGCUGAUUGUCCGGUCCCACAACGACAAGUUCAACAUCAGCCUCACCGUCAGAAACAAAGGGGACAGUGCCUACAACACCAGGACCAUGGUGCACUACUCCCCAAACCUGGUUUUCUCGGGGAUCGAGGCGAUCCAAAAAGACAGCUGUGAGUCCAACCAUAACCUCACGUGUAAGGUGGGCUACCCUUUCCUGCGGAGAGGAGAGAUGGUAACUUUCAAAAUAUUGUUUCAAUUUAACACGACCUAUCUCAUGGAGAAUGUGACCAUCCACUUAAGUGCAACAAGUGACAGCGAGGAGCCUCCGGAAACCCUCUCCGACAACGAGGCCAGCGUCGCUAUCCCCGUCAAGUAUGAAGCUGGGCUCCAGUUCUCCAGCUCUGCCAGUGAAUACCACAUUUCAAUCACGGCCAACGAGACUGUCCCUGAAGUGAUCAAUUCCACUGAGGACAUUGGGAAUGAAAUUAAUAUCUUCUACUUGGUCAGGAAAAGCGGGCACUUCCCGAUGCCAGAGCUCAGGCUGUCCGUGUCCUUCCCCAACCUGACGGCGGACGGCUUUCCUGUGCUGUACCCACGCCGGUGGGCCUCGUCCGACAACGCGAACUGCCGGCCCAGGGACCUCCAGGACCCUCUCGGCAUCAGCGCAGGGAAGAAGACGGUCACGCUCACGUCGGAAGAUUUCAAGCGAGGCGCGAUGCUGGACUGCAGCACCUGCAGACUCGCCACCAUCUCCUGCAGCCUGGCUCCCUCUGACGUGACCCAGGUCAACGUGUCGCUGGUCCUGUGGAAGCCCACAUUCCUAAAGAUGAGUUUUUCCAGCUUGAAUCUCACCGUCAGGGCGGAGCUUCGGAGUGAAAAUGCGUCGCUGGUGCUCAGCCCCAGCAACCAGCAGAGAGAGCUCGCGAUCCAGGUGUCCAAGGACGGGCUGCCGGGCCGCGUGCCGCUGUGGGUCAUCCUGCUGAGCGCCUUCGCCGGCCUGCUGCUGCUGCUGCUGCUCAUCCUGGGCCUGUGGAAGAUUGGAUUCUUCAAAAGACCGCUAAAGAAGAAAAUGGAGAAAUGAAAUAUUUUACAAGAGAAAAAAUAAUUAUUCAAUGAUCUUUCCUCAGGUUUGCCUCAAAUAUGUGACAAGAAAUUUAUAAAUAUAAUUAAAGACAGUCACAUAAAUUUAUAUAAUCCAUCAGGGUUAAUCACUUGGAAAAUGAAGAGAUCAAGCAAGAUCCAAAAGCAAUACCAUAUAUAUAUAUAUAUUUUAUAAAAUGAUAAAAAUAUUUUUAAAUAAUUACUCAUUUUUGUUGAGUAUUUAAGCAGACAGUGUUUUGAAGAUGAAGAGUAACCUGUAGAAAUAUGUUUAUAUAUGAAAUCACCAAAGUAUUUAAGAAAUGCAUAGAAAGAUUUUUAUGAUCAUUGAAACAUUUACGUUCAGAACAUUAUAAGUUAAGCUCUUUUUUAUUGAUGCCUCCUCAAUAUGCAUCAGCAUGAAAGCCAGCCUUUGUAAAUGCUGAGGAAGAAAUUAACCGAAGAAGGUGACGCCCCCGAUCCAAGUGGUGGACAUUUCCCGGGUGGAGGCGAUCGUGGACCGAACGGAAUUAAACUGCCGAGAAUCGUGCGUUCCGCAGCUUUGUCUUGACUCAGUCCUCGGGAGGCUCCCUUCCCGAAGUGUUUGGACACUCGUGCGAUUGCACUGGGACUCCGUCCGUGGAUGGGAAAUCGAGGAAGGCUUGUUUAACAGCCAGCGCACUGACGGCUCCGUAAGCUUUGACACAACAUGCCUCAUCCUGACCUUGAGCUCGAAGCUCACAUCCUGUCCUACUGAGACCAACAAACAAAAUCCCCGAGAGCAGCUUCGUGUCCCGGCAGCGACUCCUCGUGACAGGCCGCGUCGUGCGUGGGACCCGCUGACGUGGACUCUGAGUGGGACGUCGCAGCGGGAACGGCCCCUGAGGACGGGAGAGCCCCCAGGGGAGCCGACAGAGCAGCAGCUCCCCGGCCCGGUCCGGCCGCCCAGCCCCCGGCAUGGGUGGGGUGGGGUGGGGUGGGGGGCGCUGGCCUUCGUUUCUGGAGGCGAUUUGCCGUCCAAGCCUCGGACCCCGCGGAAGGGGCCUCCCUCCGCCUUGCAUGUCACCAGGAGGCCAGGCUUCUGAGCGCGGCCCGAGCAGCACCCACGACUCCAGAAACGCCUUUCGAGGGACCUCGGGUUUGACCCCUCACCCACGGAAAGAUGCCACCCGCGGGGGGUGUGGUGGCUCCGGAGGCAGCGUCACGGCGGGGCUCACGCGGCCUGAGCUCCGGCUGCUGCGUGUCCGGGCAACUGGCGACGCGGGCACAGCGGCCCAGGGGGACCCCGCACUGGAGCUGUGCUGGGGCCUCUGCAGCGACCCCCUCUUCCCUCCGACCGGCCGGCACCAGGCCGCACCUGCCGCCAUCAGAAGGCCCUGGCUCCGCUUCGCUCCAAAUCAGGGAAGGCGUGACAGGCCCUGGGUUCAUUUUUUAUUUUUAAAUAUGUUCUUACUGAUUUCAGAGAGGAAGGCAGCGGGAGAGAGAGAGAGACAUCAGUGAUGAGAGAAUCACUGACCGGCCGCCUCCUGCACGCCCUGCACCGGGGUCCAGCCCGCACCCCGGGCCUGUGCCCUGCCCGGGAAUCAAACCCCGACCUCCGGGUCCAUAGGUUGACCCUCAACCACGGAGCCACGCUGGCUGGGCCCUGGCUUUCAUUUUUUAAAACUGAUUUCUGUGGAAUUACCUGAGGACUCGGGGUCAGCGGCCCCAUGGACCUCUGCGAUCCUGUGGUCAAGGUCAAAGCCAGGCCUCCAGGGAGAGGCAAGGUCAUCACAGCCGGGAGAAAGGCUAGGUCUCUCCUGAGCUGGCCUCCACCCGCCGCCUGUGGCUGCAGAGCUGUCCACUUAGGAGUUUCCUCCACCCCCACCCCCACCUCCAGGUAUCAAAACCCUUCUCCCUCCCAACACGACUUCCUUUGCUGAGCCAAGCUCGGCCUCUGACUCAGAGUCACCGGCGCACAGUCCUGCGCGCAGCGCCGCCCUGGGCUCAGGCAUCCUCAGAUAAGCCGGCGGGGAAGGUGGCAUUCACACGGCCCCUGAGCCGGGGGUGCGCACUUAGACCACACGCUCUGCACGCAAAGGGAGUGGAGAGGAUGGCCUGGGACUCCUGAGAGAGAGAGGAAGGGCUGCUGGCCCGUCACUCACAUGUCACUUCUGGGUUUUAAGUAGAAUAUUUAAUGAACCUGAUGCCCCAUUUCCCAAAUAUAAUCCUUUGUUGAGGUUUAUGUGUGUCUCUGUGUGUACGCGUGUUUGUGUGUAUGAAUACACACGCACAGGCACAGAGUCCAUACAAGAUACCUCACUAGCAAGCACCAAGUGGCAGUUUACAGAAAAGAAACACAGAAAAGCCACACCAAAAAGAAAGGCUUGCUUCAUUUUCGUUAGCGUGUAACGUGAGCAUCCAGUUCUGCAACUAAAAAUAAGGCCACGGGUCUCCCUCCCAAGUACCUCCUAAAAACAUCCUAGCACAGCCCGUGAUUCAGAAAUAGACUCAACUUUAUCAUUUAAUUUUAAGCUAUUUACUAGGAAAAGUAGGUGGAACUUAUGCCUGUUUAUUAAGUUAUUAGCUACGUUCAAUUGCGGGAUACUUCCUUUUUGAGUUGAUUCUUGCUUACCCUGUGAAAUGAACUGUGACGUCCCUUUCUUGGCCCAGCCAUGGUGUGUUGGUAAAUUCUUUAACUCUCUCUCCAAAGGGAAAAACUUUUGCAUUUUUGUCCCAUUUCCGUGCUCUGAAUAGUCCCGCCGUGGCCACUUUCCACUCCCAACAGGACCCUCACCGGCUUGCAAAAUCCCCGGAAAUGUCUGCCGGCCCCUUCUUGAGGCGAAUGACCAUGAUGGACAGACAGGCAGAUAGAUAUGGAGAUUUAACACGUUGUACAUACCCACAUAGGCAAACACAGUAAUUAUAGCUCAAACGAUGCUUAACCUACUGAUCUCAAGCCCAGCAGACACAGUGCUCAGUUCCCCACGCUUCCAUGUCAGGGUCUGAACAUUAACCAAAUGCCCUGGCCUUGCGGGGGAGAGGGGGCGGCUGGAAGCCAGGCGGCGUGAGUGGACGUGAGGCCAGCUCCACGCCCUCAGCGCAGCUCUCCUGCCUCCGCCGAGCGGGGGCGGCAGGGAUGGUCCUCCUUCGUCAACAUCGACCUUCUCUCCCUCAGCGUGAGCUCCAGGGAGCUGCCGGCCCUCUGUGCUCAGUUGUCUUCCCUGAGCAGGGGCUCCUGGACGAUGUAAUCUCUGAAUGUUUUCUGCUGUCAUUGUUCUUGAAAUGAAGUUGCGGACGGAGAUCUAUUUUACAAAAUGUGCUGCUCGCUCCACCCUGAGAAUUGUGCCUGUAAUGACAUUGAUGUCGACCCUCUCUCUCUCUUAUGAAACCAGCGUGUGUCAGGCUCCUUUGUAAAGCAUAGAUUCGCACCCAGAGCCAGGCCGCUGCCCAGGGCCUGGGAGACACAGGGUGGCGUCGAGGCCGUGAGCAGCGCUGCCCCUUCUCUCAGCAUCCUCGCCCCCACCCACGGGCCACCGCCUGCAGCAUGAGGAGGCCCCCAGGUCCCACUCUGCUUCACACAGGUCCUCCGUGGGAAGGUCCGCCUCGCCUGCCAUCGGCCGCCCCACAGACACGGGUGAGCGGGCAGGGCAGCCGGCGCGGAGCGCGGGGCGCCAGGGGCUGUCACGUUCUUGGUCAAAUCAGGAGGCUUCUGGCAGAUCCAUGUGGAAGACUUCAUACCCCAGGCACCUUCCUUCACCUUGAGGUUCCGAGGCCCCGCCCUUGGUCUCCCCCCAGGGAGGUUCCAGGCCGCGGGGAGAGAGUGUCUCCAUGGGCUCUGCCGGGAAGCCCACUCCGCGAGGUGAUGGCCGAGGGGGUGGCGGACGCGGCUUCAGGCCUCGCCCCUCUGGGCGUCUCAGGACCACAAGCACCGAGCAGAGAGGGAGAGGCAGUGCGCCUUGGAGAGGGGCCGUCCUAGGGGACAGGCCACUGUGGGCUCCCGGCAGCUCUACCGUGCGGGGCUCCCUCAGCACCCAGUCCCCCCCUCACCCAGGAAAUAGCCCAGAUAACCCGGGACAUGCAGAAGGCUCUGCAAUGGCCUCACAGCGACGCUGCUUUUACUAAGAGCAGGGCUGGGAGCGGCAGACUCCCCAAGCAAACCCGCCGCAGGGGGGAGCUGGGCACCCCUUCCAGGAGGCGCUGCUCACAGUCGCUCCCAGAGAACCGAGGCCGCCCCACCUGAGCUCCUCAGGGCGGGCCCAGGGCCAGGCCACCUCGGCAGCCGGAGGAGAGAGACGGGGGCCGCUGUCCAAACUGGGAACCUGACGAACAGGUCGGCCUCGCUGAGCCGCCUGUCAACAUGGGCCUUGAGCUUAGAAAUUGCAAAGAAGAGCCUUUCAGGUCAGCCGUGAGGAAGGCAGAGGAGCUGGCGUAGGCCCUCCGGGCAGCCCUCUGUGCCCCCACACCUGGCCCGGGGGCACGGGGCCUACUGAAGAGAAGGGACCCUCUGCCCCUACAGGGGCCCCGGCUUCCCUCCUGAACCCGCUGGGUGCCUGGACCAGUCCGCACAUCACACACGCACGCACACAUCACACAUGCACAUCACACACAUACAGACAUCACACACAUCUCACAUGCACAUCACACACAGACAUCACAUACACACGCGCACAUCACACACAUACAGACAUCACACGUGUACAUCACACACACACAUCACACAUGCACAUCACACACAUCACACACAUGCGCACAUCACACAUACAGACAUCACACACACACGCGCGUGCACACGCCCACCUGGCUGAACCCUGGACAUUCCGCAGAUGUGCACGUGCCUUGGCCUUUCCCCGUCACCACUGAGCUUGGAGUCUCACUCGAGGCUCCCCUGCCUUUUCCUCCCGCGUGGGCUGGAGAAUUUCAGUCCCUGAGCCCCAGGCACGGGACCUCUGUGCUGCCCGUGGCCUCUCUCCCCGCUGCCUCCUGUCCGUGGCCCCUCUCCCCGCUGCACCCUGGAGGUGCAGAGGCCAGCCAGCCCUGUGCCCCUGCAGGCCUUGAGGGGUGACGAGCCCCUGCUGAGCCCCAGAAUCCCUCCAUUACCUGAGACGGUGGAAAUCGAGACAGUAACCGAGGGACCAGUGACACUCAGCCCAUGGAUACGUUUGACUCCAGCCUCGUCCGGGUCACACCUGCGUGAAAGCAGACUCGCGGGAACUGUCGGGGCCCAGGUGGCCGAGGCUGUACUGUGUCCCUUCAGCGGGACCUCACUCACCCUGGGGACGGACGUGAAAGGCCAGCAGCAAAGGCAGGUGUCCUCCCCAGCAGUCCUGCUGACGUCACCAGUCCUCACCCCUCUUUCAGGGCGGAGGGAGGUGGGAGGGGAGGAGGGUGACAGCUCUUCCCUCCCUCCUCGGCCAGCCAAGCAGAGGGGAGCCCCCCCCCCCCGGGAGGGAACGGGGCUCUCAGAGGGAGGGGGCAGAGCCAGGUGCCGGGCGCUGUCCCACCCCAGCACCUUGCCUCCGGGAGAGAGGAUAAAGGAGGCGGGAGGAGAGGGCGCUCUGUGACAUCCUCCUCCUCCUACAAAGACUAAACUCCCUGAGACCGCCCGUCCCUGCCCCGUCCCUGCCCCAGCGGCACAGGCGCUUCCACCCGAACGGCUGAGUCGGUCCCGCACCAGGCGCUCUGCCCGCCGCGGGGAGCUGCACACACGGGGCUCCAGUGAAACCAGCGCGGGCAGCAGCCUUAGCUCAGCCCCCUUCCCGCUGGGGCCGGUUCCCACGCUUGUCCCAACUCCCGGUGUGUUUCUGAGACGCCGCCCUGGUCAGGACGCGACACCCCGCGCCCCGUCAGCAGGCGAAGGCCGCAGGAGACGCUGUCCGUGUGCCCCUACUGUGCGCUUGUGCAGUCGCUCAGUGUGAAGAACUGAGCCCACUGUGUCAAAGGAGAAGCAUUGCAUGGAGUAACUACUGCCCCACACGUCGCGUGCACAGCAAUAAACUCUGCAUGGUCUACCACC